AUGUCUUCAGAAAAAUCGCCCCCGAAGACUCCUAUAGCACGAACCACUACACAAUCUGACUCCGAUAUUCUUAAUGCAAUGGAUGGGGAGAAUGUUAAUAUCACAACCCGCUGCAAGAGACCCCGUACAGAACUAUCUUCGCCAGAAAUUGAGAGCAACUCUCUCAGGGAUAUGAUUAGGCAAGAAAUCCAGAGCGCAUUACAGGACGCGAUGAAGUGCUUCGUACAAGACCAACUCAACACUAUCAGGGAUAUGGUAUCGGAAUUCAAAAAGUCGCUGUCAUUUUUUAACGAAAAGUACGAAGCAGUGAAGAUAACGCUAGAGGAAAAGUCCAUUAAGAUACAAAAACUGGAAAAAGACAACUAUGAUUUACAAAGUUCACUGAAAGAUAUGACUAUGCGCGUGAAUAUUUUAGAACAGCAAGCUCGUUCUAGCAAUAUAGAAAUGCAAUGUGUACCCGAACACAGGGCAGAAAACUUAGUGUCAACUGUUCUUCAGCUAAGCAGAGUGAUAGGCUGUGACAUAAAGGAAACCGACAUACAACUUUGCACUAGGACUGCCAAGAAAGACAAGCAAAAUACACGGCCCAGAUCAGUACUAGUUAAAUUCAACAGCCCUCGAUUGAGAGACACUUUCCUGGCAGCAUCCAUCCAGUUCAACAAAACCAACUCAAGCGACAAACUCAAUUCAAGCCAUCUCGGUAUAGCCACAGACAAACCUGUGCCUAUUUUUAUUACUGAGCAUCUCUCACCAGAAAAUAAAGCUCUUCAUGCAGCGACGCGAGUACGAGCUAAGGAACUGGGAUUUAAGUUUGUUUGGGUCCGCAAUGGUCGGGUAUUUAUGAAAAAGGAUGAACAUUCUCAAAGCUUACUUAUACGAGAUCAUGAAAAUCUCAAAUUGUUAACCUAA
Molecule: messenger RNA, 909 nt
Organism: Trichoplusia ni (cabbage looper)
Lineage: Eukaryota; Metazoa; Arthropoda; Insecta; Lepidoptera; Noctuidae
Exons: 1
Coding region: 1-909 (302 amino acids)
Source: RefSeq, a predicted model, not a curated record